Messenger RNA from Medioppia subpectinata, 255 nucleotides. The record is from the annotation of a GenBank genome assembly. NCBI's taxonomy places the organism in Eukaryota, Metazoa, Arthropoda, Arachnida, Sarcoptiformes, Oppiidae.
GAACUCGAGUUCGCGAUCCAACCCAACACUACUGGCAAACAACUCUUCGAUCAGGUGGUGAAGACAAUCGGUUUGCGUGAGAUCUGGUUCUUUGGUCUGCAAUACGUGGACAGCAAAGGAUACGCGACUUGGCUUAAGCUCAACAAAAAGGUGAUGAGUCAGGACGUGAAGAAAGAAAAUCCAUUGCAAUUCAAAUUUCGCGCAAAAUUCUUUCCCGAAGACGUGGCGGAGGAACUGAUUCAAGACAUCACUCUU